AUGGACCGAACUCAGCUGAACAAAAAGCGCAAGAUUCUGCGGAACCAGGUGACGACGAUCCAGAACGAUCUUGACCGACGAACGGCGGGUGAAGAACCUCAGGACAUUACCGAAUUGGCAGCACGCAUCGACAGGCUACAAAGCCUCAACGCCUCUCUCAAAGAAGUCGAUAGUCAGAUCGAACCUCUUCUUACUGAAGAUGAGUUUGACCAGGAGUUCACGAAGCAGCUGGAUUAUCAAAACAGAUUGGAAAUGACCCUCUUCAUGGCAAAGGCACACGUCGACGCCCGUAGACGUGCUGUGACCACCUCUGAUAUCCCUGCUAUCGCACAUCCACAGGGAGAUGCCUCCCCUGCGCGGGUACACACCGUUCAAGCAACACAAACGCAAGCCGCUGUUCGCCUUCCCAAACUAGAAAUGCUGAAGUUCGACGGCAAACGAUGUCACUGGCAGCAAUUUUGGAGUCAAUUCAAUGUGACUAUCCACACCAAUGCCUCACUCCCUGAGAGUAGCAAGAUGCAGUACCUAAUGGCUGCACUACAAGGGGAAGCUGCGAACGCCGUGGAAGGUCUACAGUUGACUCCUGGCACUUACGAAUCUGCCGUCGAGAUUCUCCGCAAUCGUUUCGGCAACGAUAAUCUACUAAUUCAAGAACACCUCAAAAGCCUGGCGGAUAUCGAACCCGUACGUUCGAGCCGACAUCUCUACGACUUGCGGAGGCUAUAUGACACAGUCCAGGCUCACAUUCGAGGACUGAACUGCCUUGGCACUACUACAGAGUCUUACUGCUCUAUGCUGUACCCGAUCUUGCUGAGAUCUCUUCCGAUGGAUAUGGCAUUGCAAUUUAACCGUGUACUUACCGAGAAAACGGUAUCAACCGCUUCGACAUCAACCGCUUUGACAUCAGCCUCUACAGGCACAUCGUUUCACAACAACGCGUUGAAGUCAUUACUGACCUUCCUAGGAAACGAAGUAAGGCACCGCGAAGAAAUCACCCAGCGUACCUUUCAAUCUCCUCCCGAACAUGACCCCACAAAGACGCCGCACUUUCGCAAAUUUAAACCGGCGAAUGGUCGUCCAGUGGUCACAUUGCAAAACAUGGUCAAGGCAGGCAAGGGAAAUGAACGCUGCCUCUUUUGCAACAUGACAAGCCAUGCGAUAGCAGAUUGUACAAGCACAAAGUCUCUUGCCGAAAAGAAACACGUAUUAGCAGAGCAACGCCGAUGCUUCAGAUGUUGCAAGCCGAAUCACGCUGCAAGACAUUGUAGAACCCGCCCAAAAUGCCACAAAUGUGCCGGUCACCACGCAACGACGAUGUGCGACCCAGAAUAUAAGCCUCGGCCAUCUGCCCCUGCUCCCGGAACGUCCGCGGCAGUCACUCUGAAGACCACAGUCAAUCGCUCCCCCCAACGCAUUCUACUUCAGACCGCCACAGCCUGGGCACACGCAACUAAGGAGGAAGUCUUCACGCGCCUAAUCUUCGACGGCGGCAGUCAACGCACGUUCAUCACUCGUCACUUGUCGAAAGCACUCGGAUGUCAGAUCGUUCGCACAGAGCACAUCUCCAUUGGGGCAUUCGGAGUUCAACACAAUCGUCCAGAAGUACUGGAAGCCGUUGAGCUCAGUUUAAGGACUAUGCAUGGAAGAGGUGAACAUCAAAAGAUAACAGCCCUGGUGGUGGAACAGAUAUGCUCUCAAGUCUUGGACGUUCCACCUGAUGUCAUCAAAGAGCACAUGCAGCAGUACAAGCUGGCAAUAGCCGACUGUCGCGACGGUGCCCUGCGUCAACAAAUAGAGAUUCUGAUUGGUGCGGACCACUACUGGGAAUUUGUUACCGGGCGCACUCUUCCGGUGUAUCAAGGUGUACAAGCCGUCGAAACGACACUUGGCUGGACGCUGCAAGGACCAUGCUCUCUACCAAACGUGGUGCGCACAGCAAGCUGUCACACGGUGACUGUGUUGCACGCAAGCCAACAUCGCGAAGCGGUGAACGACAUGAUGGAGCGAAUUUGGAACUUGGACAGCAUCGGCAUACGUUGCGAUGAGACAGACGCAGCACAGCAUCACUUUGUCCUCGAUAACUUCAAGACGUCCAUUCAGUUGAAGAACGACAGGUAUUCAGUUGCCUUGCCGUGGAAACCAGUUGUGUCAAUGCUAGACAACAAGCACAUUGCGGAGAAACGUCUUUCACAAGUCACGAGGCGUCUAACCAAGUCACAGGGGUUAAUGGCGAGAUACGACGCAGCCAUACGUGAAUAUCUUGUCUCUGGAGUAGCAGAAAAGGUUACCCAGGAAAUGGAUCAGGCCCAAAAUGCAGCACACAUAUACUACAUGCCGCAUCACGCAGUCAUCAGGGAGGAUCGAAUAACUACAAAGAUGAGGAUCGUCUUCGACGCAUCCUCUCAUGAAGCUGGCACCAGCUCGCUCAAUGAUAAUCUGAACGCGGGCCCCAACCUAAAUCCGGAUAUCAUGCCACUACUUAUGAACUUCCGCCUUUAUCCAGUAGCCUUGGUAUCGGAUGUACAGAAGGCAUUCCUACAGAUCGCCAUACACGAGGAUGACAGAGACGCGCUUAGGUUGCUGUGGUACAGCACCACGCCGGUAGACGGCCAGCUACUGCCUAACGUUGAAACGUGGCGCAUGACUAGGGUGACUUUCGGCACGGCCCCUAGCACGUUCCUCCUGGCAGCCACGUUACAGCACCAUAUCCAGCGGCACGCCAGUGAGCAUCCGAGACUAGCAAGGAUACUUGAAAAUUCCAUUUACGUGGACGACGUCAUUUUUGGUGCGGCGAACGAGGAGGAGGCAGAGGAGAUGUACACCGAAACCUUACAGCUGUUUGGAAAGGCUUCCAUGAAGCUCCAAAAAUGGGGUUCGAACAGUUAUGCGAUGCGCGAGAAGUUUAAGUCAGAACCGGAUGCUGUUUUGAUUGGAAACACAACGAAAGUACUUGGCAUUCCUUGGAACCAGGAGCAGGAUACGCUGUCUCUACCACUUGACUUCCACCGCACAUCAGGAGAGUACAACGGCAUGACCACGAAACGACAGGUGCUGCGCUCUGUGGCACAAAUAUAUGACCCAUUGGGCUUCAUCCUUCCGUACACCGUCACCGGAAAGAUGCUCCUACAGGAAAUCUGGAAGCACGGGUUGGAGUGGGAUGCUCCGCUACCAGAUGAUAUCGCUCGUAAAUGGGGCGCUUGGCACAACGAGCUCCAGGAUCUCAAAGACAUUGAAAUACCACGUUGUUACUUACCGGACAUGAGCACUGAGAUCCAGCCACAGCUACACUUUUUCUCUGAUGCUAGCCCCGGCGCGUACGGUACCGUUGUUUAUCUACGUCUCGGCGGCUGCGCGGACGGAUACAAAACACAACUGAUCGCAGCAAGAUCAAGGAUAGCACCAGUGAAGGAGGUUACUCUAGCUCGUAUGGAACUACUUGGUGCGCUGAUGUCAGCUCGUCUCGCCAGCUACUUGCGGGACAAUUUCAAGCUCACCACCUCAGAUUUCUUUUGGACAGAUUCAAUGAUUGCUUUGCAAUGGAUACGAGGGGACGCAAACCGCUGGCCGCAGUUUGUGCGCAACAGAGUCACAGAAAUUCAACAGAAGGUAGAGAAAGAUCGAUGGAGAUACGUGGGAACAGAAGCAAAUCCAGCCGACUUGUUGACGCGAGGAACAAGUCCCAAGAAAUUGCUUCAGUCCAAGCUGUGGUGGAAAGGACCAUCAUGGCUGGCGCAAUCUGAUGACAAAUGGCCAUCUCCUGAAGUCAAUGAGAUGACACGCACUCACGUUCAUAAAGAGCAGGUUGUGCUCCAAACCAUCCAAUAA
This is a messenger RNA of Ornithodoros turicata, 3825 nucleotides long. RefSeq lists its product as uncharacterized. The coding region runs from base 1 to 3825 and encodes 1274 amino acids. NCBI's taxonomy places the organism in Eukaryota, Metazoa, Arthropoda, Arachnida, Ixodida, Argasidae. The transcript has a single exon. The record is from RefSeq and is a predicted model, not a curated record.